Molecule: messenger RNA, 4302 nt
Organism: Astyanax mexicanus (Mexican tetra)
Lineage: Eukaryota; Metazoa; Chordata; Actinopteri; Characiformes; Acestrorhamphidae
Gene: dnai3
Product: dynein axonemal intermediate chain 3
Exons: 23
Coding region: 155-2803 (882 amino acids)
Biological process (GO): cilium movement involved in cell motility; inner dynein arm assembly
Cellular component (GO): inner dynein arm
Molecular function (GO): dynein light chain binding; dynein heavy chain binding
Source: RefSeq, a predicted model, not a curated record
UCGUAACCACUGGCAACCUGUUUCACCACGGAAAUGCUGCUGGUGUGUUUUCAGAUCUCAGCGUUAGUUAGUUAAGGCUAGUUAAGCUGGUUUAUGCUGUUUAAAGAUAUUUAUUAAGGUGUUUUAAUGCGACUGAGCCGAUAAACAGAGAGGAAUGAGUGCUAAGAAACCUAGAAGUAAUGUGAAUAAACAGAAAGAUAAGAAGAAUGAAGUGCUGUCCGCAGAGGAGAGUUCUGCAGAAACAGGUCACCCUGACCACAUCUUUCCCCUGGUCCUCACCUCCGCCACUCAGGAGCUGUUCGGUUGCCGUGCAGAUGAGGACGUGACGGGGGACGACCCCUACAGGCUGCUGAAGAAAGAGGACAUCAUCCAGGACAUGAAGACCAGGGCGGCCAUUUCAGACUUCAGUCCCAUCAAGCAGGCCAUCCUGGACUAUCCUGAAGAUGAGAUCCUGUUGGUGUUUGACAGAGACUUCACCUACGGCCAGAGCUUCUACCUGGUUCUCACAGUGGACGCUAAGGAGAGCAUGCUCAGGUCUCCCGCUGAAGUGGAUGGAGAAGAAGAAGAAGAGGGUGAAAGUGAGGAUCUGUCUGAGAUAAUGGUGCAGAAAACUCCGGAGCCACAGGCCUGGGUGUCUCUUGGCAGUGAGAGAGAGAUUGAGGACGAAUCUCUGAUGGACACCAGACCUAAACUCUGUUAUAAAGUGUCUCGCUUGCGGAGAGAGACUGGAGCUCCGCUGCACUUCUCAGAUUAUUCCACAGAGUGCGUUGAGUGCAGCCCCUACCAGGACAGCAGCUUCAGCACCAGGAGGAUGGAGAGAGCGUCCGGGGUUCAGGCCGUCCCCGUCACCAGCAGCUCCUCCUCACAGACAGUCUGGAAGCACAAGAGGAACAUGUGGACCCAGUACCAACCCCGAGUUCUCGAUGAGGAGGAGAAAGAAAACAUCCUGCUGUCAAAGAACCUGAAGAACUUCCUCAACUCCGUCACCCUCAGGGUAGAGGUGGCCAUUCAGCAGAACAUUAUCAUGAACAUGUUUGUGGAUGACUGGCGGGACCUGGCGGAGGAGGUUCCUGUGCUGGGGGGGAAAGCUAACACUCAGCUGAAGAAGUACCAAUCAUUCACUGACCUGAACCACAGCAAGAACAAAACCAUCAGCUACAUCAACUGGCAUCCCGCUGUCAGUGGUGUGAUAGCAGUGGCAGUGAGAGAAAGGCUGUCGUAUGAGGAGAGGAUAGACAGUUCUACUAAACUACUGCUGAACCCUGCUCUUAUUCUGUUCUGGAGCUUCUCUGACCCCAUCAACCCACAGUUGAUGUUGGAAUGUCCGGACGACGUCUUCUGCUUCGAGUUCUGUCCCUCCGACCCAAAUAUUAUUGCUGGAGGCUGUAUGAACGGCCAGGUGGUACUGUGGGACAUCUCCGCCCACAUGGAGAGACUGCAGGGCGCUCGUGCUGGAGUCGGAGGAAAGAACAACUUACAUGGAAACACACUGUUGUUUGAAGAUGAGGUGACAGACACGCCGGUGGUGCGGUACUGUGCUGUGUCGGGGAUUGAAAAUGGGCACAAAGCUCCGGUCACUGAUAUCCAGUGGCUGCCAGACACAUUCGAGGUGUCUAGGACAGGAAUACCACUAGAGAACAAGAAUCAGACGUCAGUUCAGAUUGUGACCUGUGCUCCUGACUGCUGUGUGAUGUUCUGGGACCUGCGUGCUCCUCGGGUUGUGUCUCAGUCUCAGAUUGACAGGAAGCAGAAAACUGAGGAGAAAAUCCUGGAUAACCCACAUGGAGUCCCCAACACCUUCAAACAUCUCGACCUGACGUGGAAACCUCUCAUCAGGGUGACUCUUCCUAAAGUAGACGGCCGAGGUGAAUACAGCCCUAUGAAGCUCAGUCUGAGAGAGAGCCUAUUCAACAGUCCUUCAGAGAAGUUUCUGGCUGGAGAAGAAAGGCCAGAGGUUCUCCAGUAUUCCCAGCUCAGCGUGCCCUCACCCAAAAACUCCCAGCAGCUGGAGGACAUCAGCUCCAAGUUCUAUGUGGGCACUGAGGAUGGAGAGAUUGUCUACACAGACUGGAAACUAGAGAAGGACAACGAAUCAGGACGACUCUUCAGUCCAAAACCCACUCACUGUUUCAGAGUACAUGAUGGUCUGGUGAACACGGUUCUCCGCUCUCCUUUCUUUAAGGACAUCAUUCUGUCUGUGGGAUUGUGGAAUUUUGCCAUCUGGAAGGAGGGUGUAACGAAUGGUCCUAUCCUGCAGUCACCCUACUCUCAGAAGAACUGUACAUUGGGCUUCUGGUCUCUGACCCGGCCUGCUGUGUUCUUCAUCGGGAAGGAGGACGGGAAUCUGGAGAUCUGGGACCUGCUGGAAAAAACCCAUGAGCCCUCACAGACCCACACCAUCACCACUGCUCCCAUCACCUGCAUCAAACCCUGGGUCAUCUCAGUGAAGCAGCAGCUGUUGGCCGUAUCUGAUCACCUUGGGACUCUGCAUAUCCUGGAGGUGCCACGACGUCUUCUCCACCCCUCCUCUAAAGAGAAGCUGAAUGUGAGCAUGUACUUUGAGAAGGAGGUGGAGCGUCUGAUCUACUUUGAGAAGAGGCAGGAGAUGCGAGCGAAGGAGAAGAGAGAGAUGGAUGCUGAAGAGCAGAGGAGGAAAAUGGAGAUCGGGGCGGUGUCCAUGAAGUCGGUAAAGGAGGCGGAGCAGGAUGAGCUGAAGGAGUGGGAAGAGUACCGCAAACUGGAGAAUCUCCUUCUGAAGAACAUGGGGCUACUGACCGAAUCACAUGACCCUGUAGAGAGCUGAUCAUACAUACACACACAUAUGUUAAUUGUGGCGGAAAUUUCCACAGUAAAAGCGUUUUUUAAAGGUUAGGAAAGGUUUAGAAUUUUUUUUCCCCAGGACAGAUAUGUUUAAUUACUUCAAAGGAACACAUUUCAACACAGUUAUUAAUGAAAAUGUUUAAGGUUUAUGGUUUAGUACUCUCUAAUGUUCUAUUUCUUACUUUACGUUGAGUUCUAGUGUCUUCCUAUUUAUUAGUGCCACAGUCUAAAUUUAGUUCUAUGAAAACUCAUUAUUUACAAUAAAUAAACAGCGUUUUGUUUAUUUAUUAUAAAUAUAAUCUGAUAAUCACUGGAUCGAAUCCUGUAUCAUGUUGCUUCUCCAUCAGCAGCCAGAGUUCAAGAGAGUACAAUAGAUCAUGCUCUCUCUAGGUGAGUACAGUAGGUGGCGCGAUCACCCCUCAUCACUUCUAAUGCAAUGCUGGUCAGCACAGACGUCUGUUAGCUGACGUUUUAAAGCUGGGUCGCUGCGCUUUCGUUUGAGUGCUUCAUCUACAGGGGUUGGACAAUGAAACUAAAACACCUGUCAUUUAAGUGUGGGAAUUUAGGUUUCAUGGCUAAAUUGGAGCAGCGUGGUGGCCAAUUUUUUUAUUAUAUGCACAUUGCUCCAGUAAGAGCUGUAAGAGUGUGAAGGUUCCGUUAGCAGGGUAAGAGCACAGUUUUGCUCAAAAUAUUGCAAUGCACACAACAUUAUGGGUGACAUACCAGAGUUCAAAAGAGGACAAAUUGUUGGUGCACGUCUUGCUGGCAAAUCUUUGUGAUGCAUCAAGAGCCACGGUAUCCAGGGUAAUGUCCACAUCCAACAGGAUUAACUGUGGAUGCAAAAAAGAAGCUGUCUGAAAGGGAUGUUUGGGUGCUAACCCGGAUUAUAUCCAAUUCAAUGUGCAUCUCAACUCUCCUGUUUCCACCAGAACUGUCCAUCGCCACAAUAAAUUAUUGUGGUCUAAAUCCAGGUGUUUCAGUUUCAUUGUCCAACCCCUGUAUAUCAAAGGAAGCAUACAUUAGUCUUCACCUUCCUAGCAUUACUGGUGAUUAAGGGGGAGUAUAGUGUGGGAAAUUGGGAUAAAAUGUACCAAUUUAAUUCUAUAUAAAAGAGAAGUUUUGCUAAAUAAAAAAAUAAUAUACUAAAUGAAUUAUCAACUAAACAUUCACAUAUUUUUUAAUGUUUUUAAUGUUUCUCAUAUUGUUUUUAUGGUACUAAAUAAAAAAAAUGUCAGUAUCCUUUACUGUACCUUUAAGACACAUGUAAAUGAGCUCUGUUCUAAUUUUUGGUUUCGACCGGACCCAGGCCACUCUAACAACACACAACUGCACAAUAUGCCAUACCUUUACAAUAUCAUACUAUAAUGCUACAGGGAUUCUCUUAUAAAUCAAGGGUGCCCAAACUUUUUCAUACCACUGUAUAUAAUACACUGCCACAUAUAUUUCCCAUACUGUUACUCUAUUACACUAUACAAUUCUCUA